Suillus discolor is the source of this 2093-nucleotide messenger RNA. RefSeq names its product cytochrome P450. Gene Ontology annotation, molecular function: monooxygenase activity; oxidoreductase activity, acting on paired donors, with incorporation or reduction of molecular oxygen; iron ion binding. The record is from RefSeq and is a predicted model, not a curated record. The transcript is spliced from 14 exons. Bases 185 to 1711 code for a protein of 508 amino acids. Lineage: Eukaryota; Fungi; Basidiomycota; Agaricomycetes; Boletales; Suillaceae.
AAUAUUGUGUUCUGCAGAUUGUGCAUGGAUGGUACUACAUAUGUAAGUAGUACUAGUACUUGACAUUUGUCACAGGUACCAUCACACCGGUCUUCAACUCAAGCAUGCUAUCCGGGUCAAAGACGCCUUUUAUGAGGCGAACUGUCAAACAUAUCUUGGGCUUGACCAUAAUCAAUCCCUCGCCAUGCUCUCCACUCAUAUUCUAGCUUCAGGAAUAUCGUGCAUUGUUACCCUGGUUGUCGUUUCGCGUCUGACUCGCAGAUGUAUCUACCCUUUACCUUUGCCGCCUGGCCCUCCUCCGUUACCAUUUUUCGGUAACGCGCUGCAAUUGGAUACUAAACGACCUUGGCUCACAUACACCGCGUGGGGAAAGACAUAUGGAAAAAUCAUUCACUCCUCCAUAUUUGGGAUCGACUUGAUUAUCAUAAACUCUGAGACGGUCGCGCGGGAGCUGCUCGACAGGCGUUCUGCGAAUUACUCUACUCGCCCCGUUAUUCGCACCAACGAAUUAGCUGGAUUGGGUUUCAAUACUGUGUUCCUGCCAUAUGGCGAGACUUUACGGCGACAUCGCAAGAUAUUCCAUCAAGUCCUCAGGGCCGAAGUCUCGGUCUCAUACUACGAGAUGUACUCUCGCCACGCAAACGAACUGGUCGUCAAUCUCUUGGAUGCAAUUAGUGACCCGCAGCAUCAGACUGAAACAUACGCGGCAUCCCUAAUCAUGGCUGUGACAUAUGGAUACAAUGCUCACGGACAUGAGGACCCAUUUCUUUCCCGCGCGCGCGAACUUUUUGAUAUGGGCAAGUAUAUUGUCUCUCCCGAGAGGUCUGCCAUGUUCACAGCCUUUCCUUUCCUCGAAAAGUUGCCGUUCUGGUGCUUCGGUGGAGCAUUUUCCCUGAUGGGACGCUGUAGAGAAUUAGCUCAACAGCUUUUGAACGAGCCCUUCAAUGAAGUGAAGGCACAGAUGGCAAAUGGGACUGCUUCACACUCAUUGGUCGCUGACUUUCUCAGUCAAGCUCACGACGACGCUGAUGAAGACACCAUGAAGGCUGUUGCGUUGACGGGGUACGUAGUUGGCAUGGACACAAAUGCAGCCGCAUUGCAGAUGUUCCUGCUGACCAUGGUGCUCUACCCUGACAUUCAAGCCCACGCUCGUGCAGAAAUUGACCGAGUUGUGAAACAUGAUAAAAUGCCGUGCCUUGAUGACAGGGCGUCAAUGCCCUACCUUGAUGCCAUCCUCCGAGAGGUCCUGAGAUGGUAUCCUGUCGUUCCCCUAGGAGUUCCACAUGCGACAUCAAAUGAUGAUGUUUACGACGGGUACUUCAUACCCAAAGGUGCGAUGGUAAUGGUUAAUCAGUGGGCACUGUCUCGUGAUGAUGACGUAUUUCCCGAUGCAUCGCGCUUCGACCCAAGUCGCCAUCUGACAGUCGACGGGAAGCUGAAGGACCCUUUCGUCAACCAUUUUGCCUUUGGUCAUGGCAGGCGUAUUUGUCCUGGUCGUUGGUUUGCAGAAAAUAGUCUGUGGACCGCAGCUGCUGCCAUACUCGCCGUCUUGCGCAUCGAUCAUGCCAAAGACUCGAACGGAAACAAGAUUGAGGUGAAGCCGGAGUUCACCACUGGCUUGGCGAUUCACCCUGAACCAUUUCAGUGUUCGUUUGAGGUUGUGAACGGAGCGCGAGAAAGACACCUCCGAGCGAUGAUGAAUUCGAAUUAGACUUCGUUUGUACUCGAGGUGGUGUGUCAUGUAAUAGUACCACAGCGUAGAGUGCGACCUCUGUCUCUGAUGAACGAGAUAAUUGCUUUCGAAUUCGUUGAGUCUUCAAAAACGUUUCCAAAAUCUUGUAACGUGGCGCAACUAGACUGAACACCGUUGAUUGGUUCACAGGUCCCUCCCCGUUGCAACAUUGGCCUGCCUGAAUAUCGGUCGACCCACCCAUGCACUCGUUUGAGAUUGGGUUAUGCAGCCGUAGAUGCUAUAGAAAGUCGUACGAUUAGAUGUAAGAUGCCAUCCCCGAUAAUCUACAGAAUGUAAAAAGACUCAUCAGCUCUGAAAAUUAGUAGGUAUCACCUCUCAACUCGCAUAUCCUCCAAGUAGC